Molecule: messenger RNA, 4714 nt
Organism: Danaus plexippus (monarch butterfly)
Lineage: Eukaryota; Metazoa; Arthropoda; Insecta; Lepidoptera; Nymphalidae
Product: protein pygopus-like
Exons: 3
Coding region: 421-1899 (492 amino acids)
Source: RefSeq, a predicted model, not a curated record
AAUAUUGUGAUAAAAAUACAUCGUGAAUGUGGCGUGUGUUGUUUGGAAUAUCGUGAGUCGUAAAUAAAAAUGCCUUCGAUAGACUGGUAUUACUUAAUAUAAGUGUACUUCAUGUGUGUUAAAACAAUAAUCAACAUAAAAGCCUUCUGUGAAUAACAAUAACUGGUGUAAAGAAUUGUUUUACUUUUGGUAUUUUGUCAUAUGUUGCACGCCUGCCUUGGGGUCUUGAUGAGGACAAAAAAAUAAUCAGUAAUUCCGAUGCUAAAUUGAUAAUGCAAAAUAGACACAACCAGUCUUCCGGCACGUUAUUGCGCUUUCUCGUGACAAUGCGGUGCCUUAUGUGUGAAUAUAUUUUCUAGUGUAGUUCUUUAAGUAUUAACCUCAUAAUGGUUGUUAGAGCGGAAGACGAAUAACGACAAGAUGAGUCACAAUCUGGCGGGUAUGCCGUCUUAUAGACUGCCUGGGCCCGGGUUGGGUCCUCCAGACUUCAAACCGCCCAUGGACACUCCUACACCACCGGCCGCUGCGCCCAGUAACCCCAAAAAGAGAAGAAAAACAUCAAAUGCAAACAAUGCUCUCACACCUCCACAACCUCCACCAACAGCCCAAGAUUUAUUGCCACCACCCCUCACAGGGUAUGGUGAUACAAUUGUUGCUUCCAACCCCUUUGAUGACUCCCCAUCUACAGUUUCUCAUAAUGGACCCAUGAUGAAUCAAAAUGGUCCCAUGAUGAGUCAAAAUGGGCCAAUGGGAAUGAUGGGCCCUAUGACCCACAGCAUGGGUGGGCCACCGAUGAGGCAUAUGAGUCCUUUACCACACAACAUGAGUCCUAUGAGUCAACAGAUGCCACCAAGAGGAGGGAUAAGUCCCAUGGGGAAUAUGAGUCCUAUGGGUCAUAGUCACAUGGGUGGGAUGUCUCCCAUGGGAGGACCAAAUAUGGGUAUGAGUAACCACAGUAUGGGUCCAGGUAUGGGACCAACAUCAAGAUCAAUGGGAAGUCCGAUGAGUCCUAUGAAUUCAAUGCCCAUGGGUUCUCCGAUGUCUUCAGGACCAAUGGGUAGUCCAAUGAAUAUGGGAUCCAUGGCUGGCAGUCAUAUGAGCAAUAGUCCUAUGGGACCCCCAAUGCAUAGUCCGCUUGGAGGGGGUUCAAUGAAUGGUCCGAUGAAUGGACCAAUAAAUGGCCCAAUGGGUGGUGGCCCAGGUAUGAAUGUUCCUCGCAUGAAUGGCCCUAUGGGACCCAGUUGUUCUAAUGGUUCUAUGGGCCCAACUAGUUCUAUAAUGUCACCAAGUCCUAUGCAGAGUGGGGGGAUGGGUCCGGGACAUUGCGGGCCAAUGAGACACGGCAGCCCGAUGGGCUCAGGAAUGGGAAGUGGUCCCAUGGGUGGAAAUGGACCUAUGACAUCAAUGGGUCCCGGCCCACCAUAUUCAGGGAACCACAUGAGUCACAGUGGUCCAAUGGGUAUGGGGGGAAGCAGUUCAAUGGGAAUGGGUCCAGGACCUGGAAAUAUGGGAAAUUGUGGGCCACUGGCUGGUAUGAGCGGAAUGUCAAUGGGUGGUCCAGGUGGUCAGGGACCCAUGGGGCAGAAUAUGGGAAUGUUUGGACCAAAACCUAUGCCAGUGAGUGCAGGGAAAGUGUACCCACCAGACCAACCUAUGGUGUUCAAUCCUCAAAACCCUAAUGCUCCACCCAUUUAUCCCUGUGGAGUGUGUCACAAGGAAGUCCAUGAUAAUGAUCAAGCUAUUUUAUGUGAAUCAGGCUGCAACUUUUGGUUCCACAGAGGAUGCACCGGGCUGACAGAGCCAGCUUUUCAGUUGUUAACAGCGGAAGUAUACGCUGAAUGGGUGUGUGACAAGUGCCUACAUUCUAAAAACAUACCACUGGUGAAAUUCAAACCUUAACAAUGAUACCUGUUUGCCGAGAGCUCAUCUACAAUCAUCACAUAUUUAUUUCACUUCAUUAUGGACUUUUCAAAUAAUUUAUUGAAUUACGGAAUGGAGUCAAAGUAUGAAGGAUCUCAUGGGUAGGAUUUUAGUAAUUUUUGAGUGGUUUCCUUAAAUUAUAUUGAACGGAUAAUAAAGUCGGAAUCAAUGUUUUUAUAUAUUACCUAUAUUUAUAACGUGUUUGAAAUAAAAACAGUGAACAGUCAUUAUUAUUAAUUUUGUUGCUAAUUCAUUGAUGGGGAUGUUGAAUUUCUAACUUAAUUUUUGUCAUUAUCAUGGGAUGAGUUUAAGUUUCGAUUUUUUCAAAUAAUUUUCUGUUCUGUUGUUUUAAAUACAUAUCCGAAUGAGCAAUUGUAUGUGAUUCUAUCAAAUUUGUAUUACAUGCAGCUUUAGAGUUUUUAAAAUGGCAUAACCACAUUGAAAGUGCCUUUUGUAACACAUAACAAACAGAAAAUUAUCAAUAUAGGAACUCUAUAGACAAUUGUUGACAGUUUAAAAAAAAAAAAAACAUUAUGCCAUAACUAAUUUAAGAAGUGUGUAUAAAAAAAAUAUAUAUAUAAUCUUUCAUAAGUUUUUGUGUAAUGAGUUUCAAUAUGUAUCAUUAUAAAGAUAAUUUUUCUUAGUAUUACAGCCAUUAGCAGCUGCAUGUAAUAUAAAAAAAACGAGCAAUACUACACUGGCUGGUUAUUUGCCCUUUGUAUCGCUAUAUAGAUAUGUGCAUAUUGUAAAUAUUAGAAUAGUAAGUAUGAACUUCCGCCUUGAAAUAAUUUUGAAAUAUUAAUUAAUUAUAACAAUAAUUUUCAAUAACAAUAACCACACUCGAAUAAUCGUAAUGCAAAAAUAUAAGACGAAGGUGGGUAUGGAAAACAAAAAAAAAAAAAAGAUCCACAAGGUCUCAAUGUCUCGGGUAUUUGACUACCUGGUUCACAUGAAAAAGGUAAAAGUAAUGUUGAAAUAUUGACGAUUUUAAAAACGGCUUAAUACAAAAAUUUUACCUUACACAUAAAAAGUGAUUUAGUAUUCAGUUGAAUAUAGCAACGUAUUAUUUUAUAACAAACUUUCUGAUAUUUAAAAUCAUUGAUACAUUUAUUUACAGAGUAUUUAUUUGUCCAUACAAGUUAUUUAUAUGUGCAGUGGGUGGUAUCAAACCUACACGGCCAUUCUAUAUUUGCUAUUGAUAAUGUACUUAUUUUCGUGUCCCAGUUCGCAUGUUACAAUACGCGUUAUCUUAAAAUACAUGUACAUACAAUGAAUCCAUACGCUUUGUUAAAUAUAAGAGUGUUAAAAUGUGUUUGUCAAUUUUUCUAACUUUUGAAGAUUUUUUUUUAAUGUAAUUAAGCUUGUAUAUUAAGGUAAUGUAAAUAUUAUAGUUUAGGAUAACGAACUGAGAUUAUAUAAAGAUGCGGGCUCCAGGUAACUUCAACGGUUGUGAUUUAUUGAGUGAUUCGCAGCUUUUAUUUGUUGUCACUCGCCGCCAUGUUUUUAUUCUGGAGUCAUGAUUGGACUUGUGUACUGAAACAUUUUAAAUUUGGAAUACAUAUAUGUUUUUUUUUUCUGAAUAUAGUUGUCGUGUUUUGCCAGAUAAGAUUUUAAUGUGGAUAAUUUUGAAUUCUGUUAAAUGUCUUUUAUCGUUUAUAAUUACUGUGUUUUUAAAAUUUGUAAAUUUGCUUACCAGAAUAAUUUCUCGCAUGCUAUCUCUGGGUUGUGUUUUUAACUGUUACUUAAAACCAUGUCACUUAGUGAAAAAAAAAAUAUAGCUUUUUUCGUUCAGUAUAUAGAAAUCUGUGGAGAUUAUUUGGUGUGUUUUGUAAUUUCUGUGAUUUUAAUUUAAUUUUGUUUUUUUUUUUUUUAAUAACAGAAUACGUUGUGUGAAUCGAGCCCGUGUAUGUAUUAUAUUAAAAUAAAACGCAGCAAUCUAGUGCCUAAGCCUGUUUGUUCAUGAUGACUUUAUAGCAGUUAAAAAAAAAAUAAGAUAAUUUUUAAUGAGAUUUUUCAGAAUAACAUAUUUAUUUAUUUUAAAUACCAUGACAUAAAUGAAUAGUAAUACAUAAAUAUAUGUCUUGUAUGUAGUUUUACAUAUUUGUGGCUGCGUGUGCCAGUUUUUUUUUAUUAAAUAUAUUGUGGUGUGACACAUCUGGUUGAUUAAAUUCUUUCAUAAUGAUGGUGCCAGUAAUAGCCUUAACUUAAUCUGUCUAUUCAAUAGUACAUCUCCAACAGAUAUCAUAAUUCUUGACAGAUGUGCUCGUACCUACAUAUAAAGGGUUUAUAAUUUCCACAUUUGUGGAUAUUCAUGUGUAGUUAGUUAUAAUCGCUUAGAGAUUUGGGUGGCGAGAUAACAAUUUUUUUUUUUUUCUAAAUACAUUUUGUAAAUAUAUUUAACGAAUCGAAGAGAAUCGCUUAUUGUACAGUUAAAUAUAAAUUACGUCUAUUGUAGGAUAAGCGGCCAUGAAUGUAAUGUAAUAUUAAUUGUCGUGAGAGCAUCACAAUUAUUUACUUGAGACUGCUAUGUAUAUUAGUUACACCUGUUACGUGUUAGUUAGAUGGGCUUGACGUACAUGUUUAAAAUAUAGUCAGUAAUGUUUGAGCGAUAAGGUUCGUAUUUGAAUGUACGGAAAGCCCACAGCUAGCAACACUGAGAUGAUAGCAAAUUGUAUUUCAGAAUAUUUUAUAAAAGUCAAAUAGAAUUACAUACAUCAGUGGUCUUAAAACUUGUGCAUAGUUUAUUUUGUAUUAUGUGAAUAAUAACAAGCAAUAAUAAAAUUGUUACUGACGA